This is a messenger RNA of Microplitis mediator, 1677 nucleotides long. Its product is annotated as growth arrest-specific protein 1-like. The coding region runs from base 405 to 1259 and encodes 284 amino acids. The transcript has 5 exons. Gene Ontology annotation, biological process: regulation of cell cycle. NCBI's taxonomy places the organism in Eukaryota, Metazoa, Arthropoda, Insecta, Hymenoptera, Braconidae. The record is from RefSeq and is a predicted model, not a curated record.
GUACAGGUAUAGUGUUGUUGGGCCCUGCUGGAUGGUAUCUCAAUCAGGCGGGCCGCAGGUUGGGCUGCCCUGGACCCCUGCGGUCGCGGUGGUGGGGAGGAUCGAGCAUACGGGCAGGCAAGAGGCCUUCGGCCGAAGGAGCCGUCACAACUCAAUCUAGUUCCUCGGAGGCUGCGAGACCGAGCGUACGUCUGCUCUGUACUUAUAUUUCAUGUUGUUGUUGUUUACUCCACCACAAACUUAAUCUCCAAUCAUUCAUUCAAAUCCCAUUGCGAAGUAUGACCGAGUAAUUUUACUUAAACACAGAACAAUAAUUGAAACGCGAACUGUGAGCCAAGUGAACUUAUUGAGAAAAUCGAUUGUGAAUCAUGUGAUUUUGAAGCCGAGGAUAAAAAAGAGAAAGAAUGAGUCCUGUCACGCGUUGGAUCUGUAUAGUCGUCGUCCUGGGGCUUAGUGUAAAAACAAAGGCGUCACCAGUAAAUGCCACCAGAGUAAUACCGUGUGAUGAGGCUAAAUUGAAGUGCGUAUACCGAAAAGGAUGUGGCGGUGCUUUGCAGCGGUAUUUAACCAGCUGUGCUGGUAUUUAUCAAGACGGGGAGAACAGAAAUUGUCCUGAGCAAUGUCAGCAAGACCUUAUUUCGCUCACCAGCACAGACGAGGGUAAAGACCUCAUGAACUGUGAAUGUACCAAAGAUGAUUUUAUGUGUAUAGAUUCUAAGCAGAGAGUUGAAGUUUGCAGAGAAUCAAUUAAUAGAGUAAUGAAUAAUACAAGACUUAGUUGUAUAAUAGCCACUGGUAUUUGUAAUGCCGAUACACUUUGUACUACUGCACUACAUUACUACCGAAAAAAUUGUAAACAUAUGUUCAGUGGUAGAAAAUGUUCGCAUCGGUGUAGAAAUUCGUUGGAAAUUCUCCUGCGACAGGAUAAAGCAGCGGAUUUAAAAACAUGUGUGUGUGACGGCCGUGAGGAUUACGACUGUCGUGGCAUACAUCGUAAUAUGCACUUACUAUGUUUUAAUAAAACAGAAGAUGAGUACGCACUUAUAAUACAAGAACAAUAUCCCGAUACAUUCACAAACGAAGUCGGGGAUGUUAAUUCCGGUGAAUCUAUUUACAUUAGAGCGAGUUAUCUUAUUUUAAUUGCUCUCUUAGUCCUUCUAAAAGUUUACUUCUGUUACAGACUGAUGAUUUACUGCAAUGAUAAGAGAAUAAAUAAAAAUCUAAACAGUAUUCCAUACGUGAAUGACCAAAGAUCAUAAAUAUUUUUAAAAAAAACCAUUGGAUAUAUUGUGGGAUGUAACAGAUUAGACGAGGAUAAGUGAAAUAAAAUAAACCCGAUUGCGAUAAUGAAUCUACGCUAUGCGACAUAUUUAAUUUAUAUACUUGGAGAGCUUGGAAACUUGGGUACUAAAGUGGGAGUUUAUGCUCGAAAAUAAACCUAAGGCUUGUCUCUGUGUACAUCAACAACAUGGGAAUGAAACGGAUACGAGUAACGCAAAAGACAUUACAGAAAUAAAACUAAAAUACUAUUUUAUUUUUAAAAAACUCAAUACUGUAAAUUAAGUGUAUGAUAGUCUAUAGGCAACAAUUAAUAUUUGUUUUUAUUUAUAAUAUAUUAAUUAUCGAUGUCGUAUAAUGUGUUUAAGGGUGUGUAAAUAAACGGGUAUAUUAUUAUUA